Rhododendron vialii is the source of this 1312-nucleotide messenger RNA. RefSeq names its product serine/threonine-protein phosphatase PP1-like. The transcript has 3 exons. NCBI's taxonomy places the organism in Eukaryota, Viridiplantae, Streptophyta, Magnoliopsida, Ericales, Ericaceae. The record is from RefSeq and is a predicted model, not a curated record. Gene Ontology annotation, cellular component: nucleus; cytoplasm. Gene Ontology annotation, molecular function: protein serine/threonine phosphatase activity. The coding region runs from base 30 to 935 and encodes 301 amino acids.
UUGAGGGAGGGGGUGGUUUUGAGAGAUUAAUGGAAGGGUUGGAUGGGAUGAUAGAAAGGCUGUUGGAAGGGGGAAAGAUCAGAGGGAAGAAGAUUCAGCUGGCGGAGCCUGAGAUCCGUCUUCUUUGCACCACCGCCAAGGACGUUUUCCUCUCCCAGCCUAACCUCCUUGAGCUAGAAGCUCCCAUUAACGUCUGUGGAGACAUCCACGGGCAGUACCCAGAUCUCCUCCGCCUGUUCGAAUACGGCGGUUUCCCGCCACACUCCAACUACCUCUUCCUCGGCGACUACGUCGACCGAGGAAAACAGAGCAUCGAAACCAUAUCACUCCUCCUAGCUUACAAGAUCAAAUACCCCGACAACUUCUUCCUCCUGCGUGGAAACCACGAGUGCGCUUCCAUCAACCGCAUCUACGGCUUCUACGACGAGUGCAAGCGCCGGUUCAGCGUCCGGCUGUGGCGGAUAUUCACAGACUGCUUCAACUGCUUGCCGGUGGCGGCGGUGAUAGACGAGAAGAUACUGUGUAUGCACGGCGGGCUAUCGCCGGAGUUGGAGAGCUUGGAUCAGGUACGGGCUGUUGAGAGGCCCGUUGAUGUGCCGGAUCAGGGGUUGUUGUGUGACCUGCUUUGGGCUGACCCGGAUAGGGAUGUUAAAGGGUGGGGGGAGAAUGAUAGAGGGGUUUCGUUUACGUUUGGGGCUGAUAAGGUGGUUGAGUUUUUGAAGAAGCAUGAUCUUGACCUUAUAUGUCGUGCGCACCAGGUGGUGGAGGAUGGUUAUGAAUUUUUCGCAGAUAGGCAGCUAGUUACCAUAUUCUCUGCACCAAACUACUGCGGGGAAUUCAACAACGCGGGUGCACUGAUGAAUGUGGACGCGAGUUUGCUUUGCUCGUUCCAGAUUCUCAAGCCAUGGCGAGGGAAGCUAGCUUUUAUGGAGUAAUUCGUUUGCAAAGACUGCAGGCACUCGCUAAGCUCCAUCACGUCGAUCUUACCGUGUUAAGGGUGUGAGCCGGUUGCUGUGUUUCCGGAAGCAGAAAUAUUAGCUCACAAUCAAGCAUCAGAAGAAGAAAAGAAAAAAAACAGGCUGUGCAUAUAUGAUCUUCUAGGAACAAAUAAGUAGAUUGCGAAGUUCAGUGCAGUAUGAAGUAACAAAUUAAGCACGUUAAGCACAGGUGUCACUAACCCUGUGCAUUUUAUUUAUAAGUCAUAAUAUCUUGUUCACUAGUUCUCCAAAUUUUUACCCUUUUCUUUCUGCUACAACCCUCAUUAGACAAUUUACUGCACGAGUUCUACACAGUUGGCAUUUCUCUUUCCUAU